Molecule: messenger RNA, 1053 nt
Organism: Brachypodium distachyon (stiff brome)
Lineage: Eukaryota; Viridiplantae; Streptophyta; Magnoliopsida; Poales; Poaceae
Product: ethylene-responsive transcription factor WIN1
Exons: 2
Coding region: 139-774 (211 amino acids)
Biological process (GO): regulation of DNA-templated transcription
Molecular function (GO): DNA binding; DNA-binding transcription factor activity
Source: RefSeq, a predicted model, not a curated record
AUCUAACCACAUUUAACACGGCAGUGCAGAAGCAAGUACAGGCUGGGCAGUUUAUAUCAGUCAGAGCAGACCUCUCCUUCCACCCACAACACACUGGGUGUUCAGAGGUUCACUCCCUCCUCUGACAGACAAAGACAAAUGGUGCAACCCAAGAAGAAGUUUCGUGGAGUCAGGCAGCGCCACUGGGGCUCUUGGGUCUCCGAGAUCAGACACCCCCUCCUUAAAAGGAGGGUAUGGCUCGGUACCUUCGAGACGGCCGAGGAGGCUGCACGGGCUUACGACGAGGCCGCCGUGUUGAUGAGUGGCCGCAAUGCCAAGACCAACUUUCCUGUUCAGAGGAGCAGCACUGGUGAUCCUGCCCCAGCUGCAGGCCGGGAUGUCCGGGGUGGCAACGGUGGUGGCAGCAGCUCCUCCUCAAUGAGCAACCUGUCCCAGAUCCUCAGUGCCAAGCUCCGCAAGUGCUGCAAGGCACCAUCUCCAUCCCUAACCUGCCUUCGCCUUGACCCUGAGAAGUCCCACAUUGGUGUCUGGCAGAAGCGCGCGGGGGCCCGCGCUGACUCCAACUGGGUUAUGACCGUGGAGCUCAACAAAGGGGUGGGGCUACCCAGCGAUGUUGAGGCGCAGUCCACAAUAUCAACAGCAACAACUUCUUCAUCGGUGAGUACAAUGGAUGAUGAGGAGAAGCUCACACUGCAGAUGAUCGAGGAGCUGCUGAGCAGGAGCGGUCCAGUUUCACCUUCACAUGGAGAAGACGAAGGCGACUUCGUCGUCUGAAAAGCAUGGAUGAAACAGCAUAACAAGGUCGCCAUCCAAGAUCAGGGUCCCGUAGGCUGGUUGGUACAAAGGCAGUUACAGGUUGCUUCAGUAAGAUAGAUAUGUCUAUUACUCAAGCCAAGUGACAAAUAUUAUAUAAGUUUGCAAUUGUGUGCAGCUAUAUAUUACUUAUAUUGUUAUUACAUAUGCAGUCACCAUCAAGAUACUUUGUUACACAUCAAUGUCAGUUAUAUAGUUUACCAUAAAAGGAAAUAAAUAUUAGUAUAUUACCUUUGUUCA